CAUUUUCGUCACUUGGGCAACCUUGAACGUUAGUCUGUUGUCUACUCCGGUUUUCACCAUACAUUCUGAUUCCUGGGCCAAAAAGUCCUAGAGGGCUGCUUUUCCAGAGGAAAAAUUGAAGCCCUAUGGUAACUAGGCUGAGAGAGAGAGAGAGAGAGAGAGAGGGAGAAAGGAGGGAGGGAGGGAGAGGAGGAGGAGGGAGAGGGGGAGAGAGAGAGAGACGGGGGUGGGGAGCGAGCUGACGCGGACAGUCUCUGCUAGAGAGAGGAGGUGAUGUAUCGAUCGGUCCCAUGGUUUAGGGCAAGGAGAGCCUGCGCGGGAGAUGUAGGCCGACACCAUGGCUGUUUGGCUGAGCACAACUGCCCCGCUGGGAUUUGAAGAAUCCACCAUCCUUCAGUUUCUCUGCAGGCAUUCAUGGCAGGUGAUGUGCCCAUCCUUACGUUGACUCGUUACAGGUGAUGUUCAUACUGGUUGUGGUCAAUUUAUUUCGGCAGAUCUUGGAGGCUGGUACUCCCAUUUCUUACUUCGGAAAUGCUUCAACUGAUAAUUUCCGAUGGCCUCUGGACAGGCUUACCCUGUGUGGUCAGCAUUUGCGAGAUCAGGGUGCCAGCAUGGCUACUUACAGUUUAAGAAGCUUUGUUCGCAAUGACAGUGAGAGGUUUCCAUUUUCUUCUUUUUCCCUGGCUGUUUCUACUUUUCUUCUGUUCUCCCCUCCUGCCAGCGUGACUCAUGAAAAUGAGACAAGGCUUGGUAUUCGCUGGUUUAGUCUCUGAUUGACAUUUGACAGUGUGCUCUGCUACACCAGCAGCAGAGCACACUGUCAAAUGUGAAUCACACACCUCACAACUCGACCAACCACAUCAUCUCCAACUCCACAAGUACAAGAGCAGGGAGUCCCCAUGGACGCGGUGGAGUCCUCGUCGCCCUACUCGCCUCCCGAGCUGCGCCACAAGCUGCGGACCACCGUAUGCGGCUGCUUCGGCUCGCCUUCUUCACCGGUCACCGGCGCGGGGAGGCCGCACACCGGCGGCGGCAGGGCCAGGAGGAGGCGACGCGUGGCAGCCAUGGGGGAGUUCAGGUACGACCCGCUCAGCUAUGCGCUCAACUUCGACGAGGGCGGCAGCGACGACGACGCCUUCCGGUACAGGAACUUCAACUCGCGACUUCCGCCCUUGCCGACACCGGCUGCCCGGCGUCUCACCACGGUCGCCAUCGCCUGAACUGAAUCAUAGUAGCUAGCAACCGUCGUUUUUUACUUGUGUAGGUUCUGUCUCUCUGAUUUUGUAAGCAAUUCAGGAGGUACCAUCCUACCAGUAGCAGCUACCAUACGUGCGUAAAUGAUUUUUUUUGUCAGUUUACAAGUCAAUGUCCCGGUUGUUCGCCAUUGUAACUGAAGUAAAUGUACAAGAAGAAGAAGCAUUUGAACAAUGGGGUUGUCUUCUGCUAGAUGAACUGUGAAGGAAA
Messenger RNA from Aegilops tauschii subsp. strangulata, 1464 nucleotides. The record is from RefSeq and is a predicted model, not a curated record. NCBI's taxonomy places the organism in Eukaryota, Viridiplantae, Streptophyta, Magnoliopsida, Poales, Poaceae.